Aethalodelphis obliquidens (Pacific white-sided dolphin) is the source of this 2828-nucleotide messenger RNA. It is a transcript of the gene ZNF510, whose product is annotated as zinc finger protein 510. Gene Ontology annotation, biological process: regulation of DNA-templated transcription. NCBI's taxonomy places the organism in Eukaryota, Metazoa, Chordata, Mammalia, Artiodactyla, Delphinidae. The transcript is spliced from 6 exons. Bases 346 to 2394 code for a protein of 682 amino acids. Gene Ontology annotation, molecular function: RNA polymerase II cis-regulatory region sequence-specific DNA binding; DNA-binding transcription factor activity, RNA polymerase II-specific. The record is from RefSeq and is a predicted model, not a curated record.
CGUUUUAGGUCCGGACAUCCAGCUUGGAAGGGUAGGCUUGUGUCCCGGGUCAAGGAACGGCAAGUCCCGGAAACCCCUCCUGCCCCAACGUGGGACUCCCAUCGCCUGUCUCCGUGCCUGGCCAGUGGGUAAACCUGGGAAAGGCCUAAGUCUCAGCAUCUCUGGAACAAAGCAGCUCUUUCGUGGCAGAAAGGUGGGGACAGGAGUCCCAUAUCAGAGGAACCACCCUCAUCAGAGCUUCAGAACAGAUGCAGAAGAACCCAGAAAGGAGCAGGUUGUGAUUCGCUCCAAGGUGAUUAAGAGCUAGAUCUUAAUCACCUUGCCUAGAGAGAGCCAGACUUGGUGAUGUCACCACAUCCAGAAUCCGUCACAGACUGUGUGACCGUGGAAACUGUGGAUCAGCUUGCAGAAGGUGCUUAUUCUUCACAGUUCUCUGCAUUCUCUCAGGAGCAGCAGAAAAUGAACAUAUCUCAGGCAUCAGUGUCAUUCAAGGACGUAACUGUCGAACUCACCCAGGAGGAGUGGCAGCAAAUGGGUCCUAUUCAGAAAACCCUCUACAGAGAUGUGAUGCUAGAGAACUACAACAACCUAGUCUCAGUGGGGAACUGCAUUUUCAAACCAGAGGUGAUCUUCAAAUUGGAGCAAGGAGAAGAGCCUUGGUUCUUAGAGGAAGAAUUCUCAAACCAGAGCCAUAAAGAAGACUACAGAGAUGAAAAUCUAAUCAAGAGGAACAAAAAAAUCAAAGACAAACACCUGCAGCAAGUAACAUUUAUAAAUAAUAAACAGUUGCCUAGAGAGGAAGAAGUUUUGAGAAAACCAUUUAAUCUGCACAUAGUUCCUGUUUCUUCAUCAAAAAUGUCCUGUAAAUGUGACUCAUGCGGAGUGAAUUCACAAAGUAUUUCUCAAUUUAUCAUUAAUAGUAGAACCUACUCAACAAAAAAUACAGAUUGUUAUAAUGUAUGUGAAAAUUUGCCUUUCAAAAUUAAACUUGAAAGAACUCAUACUGGAGAGAAAUUUUAUGAAUAUAAUAAAAAUCAGGAAGCCCUCAGUUAUAAGGAAAAUCUUCCUGAACAUCAGAAGUGUCAAACAUUAAAGCAAGCUUUUGAAUUUAAUGGGAUUGGAAAAGCCUUCUAUGUUGAGGCUGCCUGUGUUAAACAUAAGAGUACUCAUACAGGACAACAAUCCUGUAAAGAUGAAGAGUUUAGGAAAAACUAUGACAAGACAACUCUCUUUGACCACGAAAGAACUGGGACAGGGGAGAAACACUCUCAUCUUAACCAGUGUGGGAAAUCCUUCUGUGAGAAGUCAGUUAUCAAGGAAUACAAUAAAUUUAACAUGACUGUGAAACAUUGUGAAUGUAUUACAAGUGGGAAUAAUUUCAGCAGGAAGUCAUACCUUACUCAACCUCAGAGAACUCUCACAGAAGAGGAUUCAUUGGUAUGUAAUGACAGAACACAAACUGGAGAUAAACACUUUGAAUGUCAUGAAAAUAGGAAGUCUUACCAGAAAGCCCACAAAGUAUGCCAGAGAACUCACUAUGAAGUAAAACCCUAUAAAUGUAAUGAAUGUGGAAAAUCCUUCUGUCAAAAAGGACACCUCAUUCAACAUCAGAGAACUCACACAGGAGAGAAACCAUUUGAAUGUAAUGAAUGUGGAAAAACUUUCUCCCAAAAGUCACACCUCAGUACACAUCAGAGAAUUCACACAGCAGAGAAACCCUAUAAAUGUAAUGACUGUGGGAAAACAUUUGUGCAGAAGUCAACCCUCAGGGGACAUCAGAGAAUUCACACAGGAGAGAAACCCUAUGAAUGUUGUGAUUGUGGGAAAACUUUUGUUCAAAAGUCAACCCUCAAAGAUCAUCACAGAAUUCACACGGGGGAGAAAUCCUUUCAAUGUAACGAAUGUGGGAAAACUUUUGGCCAGAAGUCAAACCUCAGAAUACAUCAGAGAAUUCACAGUGGUGAGAAAACUUAUCACUGUAAAGAAUGUGAAAAAUCCUUCUGGCGAAAAGACCAUCUCAUUCAGCAUCAGAAAACACACACAGGAGAGAAACCAUUUAAAUGUAAUGAGUGUGGGAAAACUUUUGCCCGGACAUCAACCCUCAGAGUUCAUCAGAGAAUUCACACUGGGGAGAAACCAUUUAAAUGUAAUGAAUGUGGGAAAAAAUUUGUCCGGAAGGCAAUCCUUGGCGAUCACCAGAGAAUUCAUACAGGGGAGAAACCCUUUCAGUGUAAUAAAUGUGGGAAAACUUUUGGUCAGAAAUCAAACCUUAGAAUACAUCAGAGAGCUCACAGUGGGGAGAAAUCUUAUGAAUGUAAUGAAUAUGGAAUAUUGCCUAAGAAGUCAACCCUAAGUGUAUACCAGAGAAUUCAGGGAGGGGGAAAACCAAAUUGAUAUAAUAACUGUGGAAAAUUCUUCUGACUAAGAGACCAACCUAUUUGACAUCAGAAAAUUCACAAAGGAGAAAAACCAUAUAAGUCUGAAUAUAGGAAGAAUUUUGCCCAAAAGGCAACUCUGAGAGGGUAUCAGAGAAUUCACACAGGAUUUCUUUCAAGGUUCUCUGGAAACCCUGUUGGAUGGAGUCAUGCCUUGUUAGAUAUAUCACAUGUGCUGGUAAUCUAUUAGUAAAAAUUUCAUAGCUAAACUAAAUUUCCCUAUCUCCCUUUCAUCUAACUGGGGCUUUGUGACUGUCUAGUAGAUUGAGAAUGCUCAUGUUGUAUGCCACACCUAGUUCUGACUUCCCUGGUCCCAGCAGUAUCUCAGUCAUACAUGGAAUAGUAGCAACUAUCCCUUAGAGAGGAAAUGUAUCCCCCACUUUGCUGCCUUAA